Messenger RNA from Paralichthys olivaceus (Japanese flounder), 1240 nucleotides. RefSeq names its product family with sequence similarity 131 member C (gene fam131c). The record is from RefSeq and is a predicted model, not a curated record. NCBI's taxonomy places the organism in Eukaryota, Metazoa, Chordata, Actinopteri, Pleuronectiformes, Paralichthyidae.
AGAGAAGUCAGAUUUUCGCAUCUGCCGUGCAGCUCAUCGUACAUCCACUCUUACUUUUCCCCUCCCUCAAGUCUUCACUUCUCUCCCGGCUCCUUCUCCAACCCUUCUUUCCCCUCUACCUUCCCGCUGCUCAUCCUCCUCAUCCUCGAGCCACUAUGGUGAACAGAUAACCGUCCAGCUAUCCUGAGACCAUGGGUGCCUGCCUCUGCAAAGGUCACAAAGAGCUCCACCUUCCCAUGACAGGACUGCAGGACCAGACAGAGGAGGAGCAGCCGUCCACUGUCAAGAAUCCCUCCAACAGCAACGUGCAAGAUAAAACCAGCGGCUACGACAUUGGCGAGCUAGCCACUUCCUCUUUGAUUGGUCUGGUGGCCACGAUAAAGGACCAUAUCACCAAGCCGACAGCAAUGGCUCAGGGACGAGUCGCUCAUCUGAUUGAGUGGAAAGGUUGGGGUGGAGGCGGUGAGGCUGGGGGACGUGGAGGCAGCUGGGCCUGUGGAAAAGGAGGUGGAGGCUGGGGGGCUAUGGGGACCGAGCUGCAAGAGGAUGAGCAAUUCUACUCUCAAAUGACGGACGAAAUCAAGGAGGCCCGCUUCGCUGCAGGAGUGGCGGAGCAGUUUGCCCUGGCUGAGGCGGCCAUGCAUGUGUGGUCAAUGAACGACAACAUAGAGGAGCCCUCCACCAGCUUACAAGCAGCGCAGAGCCACUUCUUGUCCCAGUUCCUGCUGGAUGGAGGCAGCAUCGGCAUUCCCCAGCACCUGUACAGCAUCCAUUAUGGCAACAGCAGGGCAGCCAACCUGGUCCCCCUGCCACAGGUCGACCCAAUCUCCCCAACAUCAGCCACUCAGCAGGACAAAGAUCACCAUCCCUUUGAGGACAGAAGCACUGUGACAGCAGAAGCUGCUGUCCGACACGUAGACAGCAGUUCGCUAUCCGAGGAUGAUGUCUUUUAUAACUAGGCUUGCAGGAAAACAGACUGGCAAUCUUGCUGGCAACCUCUGAAACCAUCCUCACUGAGAGGACCUGAGUCUCAGCAACAGCAGUGACAGAUGCAGAAAAUAACUGCAGACAUCUAUGAGCUAUCUGCACAGAAAAUGAAAGAUUUCUAGACCCUUCAGAUAUAAAGACUCCAGAGAGUGUUUUCCUCUCAGCUCUGUCUGUGAAUGUGUAUAGUUCUACUGUUACAUUAACCUUUUUCUAUUCAUUGUACAUAUCAUAUGUUGGACUGAACAGUGAAGAG